This is a messenger RNA of Macroventuria anomochaeta, 1535 nucleotides long. RefSeq lists its product as uncharacterized. The transcript has a single exon. Bases 405 to 1373 code for a protein of 322 amino acids. The record is from RefSeq and is a predicted model, not a curated record. Lineage: Eukaryota; Fungi; Ascomycota; Dothideomycetes; Pleosporales; Didymellaceae.
GAUCUGAUAACUUGCCAGCAAACAGACCACACUGUGGUCUGUGAACGAUGGCACAUACAGCAGAGAGGUCUGAUCACCUAUCGAUAAGUGUUUGAUCCAGAUUUGAUAUGAUCGACGACAAAAGUCUGCUCACGGGUUCAGAACCGGAAUGGAAAGAAAUCCUUCUCGGAUGAUUAGAGGACCACGGGUAAGCAUUUCGUGGGUAUGGAAACACACUUUGGUUUGAAGGAUGUACUUAUAUCUCGUGAUGAGACAUCGAAGAGGGCAACGAAAAGGACGCGACCUCUUUGGGUCGCGCUACUUGCUUACGUCACAUUUCACGAAUCCAGCUGGAGCCUUCCGCGCUCCCAAACUUCGUCCAUGUCAAUACCCAUAAUGUGACCGUUUCUUCAUCGGCCGUCGUGAUGCCACGCGCAAAAACACCAUACGCACGUGCUCGUGAACCUCUCUGCCCGUCGCUCCCCCCUGAGAUAUGGAUCAAUAUCUUCAGUUACUGCCUCGACCUCUCGCACCUUUGGAACACAUGUCGACGCAUUUCACCCACUCUAAAAGCAUGUGCUGAACGCGCGUUCAGCGAAAAUCUUCUCGGAGAUGUUCACAUAGAGUUUAUGUUGGACAGGCACAACCUAGGCGGCAAGAGAGGGCCUCACGAACCUGCGAUCUCACUUGAAUUCGAGCGCCUAGGCAAGGGCGAUGAGGAAGGCAUUGCAUGGUUCUCUGGACACUUUCGUGGGCACAAGGUUGUGGAUGCUGGGAUGAGGGAUAAGACAAAGGCUGUCAUCAUGCAGAGGUGGCACGAAAAUGUUGAAAGGCGCAAGCCUGAGUUGCCGAACUACACGAUAAGCAUCGGCGAGGUGGUCAACGAUACCCACAUUCCAGGCCUAGUCGUUGAUGCCGAGGAGUACAGGAUACGAUUAGACUGGCGUAGAAUGUUCGAGCUAUUCUUCCGUGAGCAAGCACGACUAGAAGACUUGAGGGCGGAGUGGCAGGGCAGCCAUCGAUCGACCCAUCAGGCAGUCGCUACUCGCAAAGCAAAAGCAAGCAAGCCAGUAUCGACGGAGCUCCCAUCAUCAUGGGAGGAGAUCGAGGCCGAUGCGCGUAAAAACAUUCGACGCACGAGGCUGAAAGAGCACUACCAAGACAAUGCCGAAAUGAUAUGGGCCAUCAACUCACUCAAGUAUUUCGAGAAGGCCGACUCAGCCAAAUGGAGUUCUGCAUCACCCCAAAUGUUACCGCAUCUGCCCGGUGCUGGUCUUGGCGAGCGAUGGUUCGGUAGCACGAACCUUGUGCAAGAGCUCUACCUCGACGAGUGCAGUAGUAUGAACAGGAUUGACACUCAGAUGAGGACUGUAAGAAAGCAGAAGGGUGGCUGAACACCUCGGGUGCGAUAUGGCUACUAUGCCGACUUGCCACGUUGCACACAUACGAACGAUCAAACUUCGGGAUCUUGACGAUUACUACUCCAUGAUAAUGCGGGCAGCAUCGCUCCUCUGAUCAGAGACAUCGCAGCACAAGAUGAUCUCAUCGGUACCUGG